This is a messenger RNA of Oldenlandia corymbosa var. corymbosa, 1845 nucleotides long. The record is from the annotation of a GenBank genome assembly. Lineage: Eukaryota; Viridiplantae; Streptophyta; Magnoliopsida; Gentianales; Rubiaceae.
UACAAAAUAAACUAAAAUUAAAAAUUUAAACUGGACAAUAAUAUUGAGAUUUUAUAGGAAUGUAAACUAAACUAAAAUUCAAACUUUUACAAUAGACAGAUGAAAUAAUUGUUACCAUUCAACAAAGACCAUCACUCGGACUAAGGAGCAUAGAUUUAUAAUUUAAAACGUUUUCGUGUUCAUCUAGUGAUUUUUUUGUUUGAGCUUUCCCUCCUAUGGGCUAUAGGUCGCUAGGCUACCUUCCUCUAAACGCUUUAGAAAAAACCAGAACUUUUCUUUGUUCUGCGAUCUCUCUACCUGAAUUGCUAGGGUCAAGUAGGCCGAGGGUUUGCGAAGUACGAGUGUAAUGACGAUCUGUACGACGUCGUCAUCUUCCUCAUCAUCUUCAAGCUCGACUAAAUCUUGGAUAUUCCACGGCCUGGCUGUCGGGACAGCUGUGGCGGUGGCCAUUGGAGCUCAUGCCUACUUUUAUCUCCGCCGUCCCGGAAAGUUCCGGAGCCGAGUCGUCGGAAUUAUUCCCGCGCGUUUUGCUUCCUCCCGCUUUCCCGGCAAACCUCUUGUUCAGAUCCUCGGGAAACCCAUGAUCCAGAGAACAUGGGAAAGGGCUAAAUUGGCUUCAUCACUAGAUCACCUCGUGGUGGCAACGGAUGAUGACAAAAUUGCCGAUUGCUGUCGUGGAUUUGGUGCUGAAGUGAUAAUGACUUCAGAAUCAUGCCGAAAUGGUACUGAACGUUGUAAUGAAGCUCUUCAAAAGCUUGGGAAGAAGUAUGACAUCGUUGUUAACAUCCAAGGAGAUGAACCCCUGAUUGACCCUGAAAUAAUUGAUGGCAUUGUAAAAGCCUUGCAGGCUGCACCAGAUGCAGUUUUUAGCACAGCAGUGACUUCCCUGAAACCUGAAGAUGCUUUCGAUACCAAUCGUGUGAAAUGUGUUGUUGAUAAUCGCGGUUAUGCUAUCUAUUUUUCGCGGGGUCUAAUCCCAUUUAACAAGUCUGCGCAGGUGAAUCCUCAGUUUCCCUAUAUGCUUCAUCUUGGAAUUCAGAGCUUUGACUCAAAGUUUCUGAAGAUAUAUCCUGAGUUGGCUCCAACACCAUUGCAACUUGAAGAAGAUCUUGAACAAUUGAAAGUCCUUGAAAAUGGCUACAAGAUGAAGGUGAUAAAAGUCAACCAUGAGGCUCACGGUGUAGAUGCUCCGGAAGAUGUUGAAAAGAUAGAAGCUUAUAUGAGGGAGAAAAACUUGCCUUAGGACAGGAGGAUUAUACUAAGCAUCACUCCACAAUUUGACAUUUGCAUUAUUUCCCCUUUCCUUCUUUCUGCUGUUGAUUGUUUUACGUACAUCCUGGAAAUCCUCUUGUAUCAUAAUGUAAGAGAUGGUUAACACUAGUUUCAACCAGUAAAAUGGAGGUGUGUGUAAAGGCUUGGCUUGGUUGCUGGUGUUGAGGGACUGCAGUUUUGGAUAUUCUCUGAAAUUUCUUGUGUACUAGUUCCUUUCUAGACAUAUUAACCUUGUCUGGAUACAUAAUUUUCUGAUUUUCUCAAACGAAAUAAAAACAUUUGUAAAUGUUGUUAUAUGGCUAUGGAGCUAGUCAUUCUGUGGGGAGAGACUAGUCAUAUUGUUAUGGAUCAAACUGGAAACUUGAAGUCUCCUGGGGAGGGAGCCCAGAUGUCACCUUCUGUAUCAUUGAAAUGGUAAGCUUUUCAUUUAUGAUUGCAAGUAUUGGAAUGGUUUUUACUCCCAUUUAAUUUCCACCGGUAGGAAGAAGCUCUGGUAAAAGAUUGACCCAAAUCGUACUACUGUGGUCCCCCUCUUUCUCCAUGAUAAUAAUUCAGGAAGCAAUUCCCCAAGGA